Molecule: messenger RNA, 3333 nt
Organism: Polyodon spathula (Mississippi paddlefish)
Lineage: Eukaryota; Metazoa; Chordata; Actinopteri; Acipenseriformes; Polyodontidae
Product: calcineurin B homologous protein 3-like
Exons: 8
Coding region: 1661-2311 (216 amino acids)
Molecular function (GO): calcium ion binding
Source: RefSeq, a predicted model, not a curated record
UGCAGUUUUCAGCAGAGAAAGAAAUCACUGUUUAUAAGGAAAUAGUAACAGCCAGUUUAGACUGCCUGUCAGUCUGCCUCUAGUUGUUUACAGCAGACCAUCAUAAACAAGUAGUGUAGCUACAGUUUCAUAGGUUAAAAUAUUAUUGUGCUAACCUGCUAGGUGUUGAAAUAAGCAAAACAUGUUGGGGUGGAAGCAGAGGGAAGAACGCUACACAACAGAUUGAAUACCCGUAAUUACCAUUCUGUUGCAAUCAUGCGGUUGUGAAUCAGGCAAGUAGGUCCUGUGCUUUAUUAAUCCAGAUUGGCAAACCGCCUCUGUUGUACUGGUUUCUUUGCAACAACUCUUUUGAUGCUGAAAUUUCUAGCAGUUACUGCCCCAGGUGUAACCCUAAUGAAGUAGUUCUGAAGUGUUCAGGGGUAUCAACAAAAGCAUGAUUAGUCGUGUACCCGUGGGCACCAACUGCACUGUGUCUUCCAAUCUUAAUCCCAGCCAGUCCUCUCAGCAUGCCAGACUCACAGGGAGCAGAUGUGUCAGAGUCUCAUAGAGACAGAUGUACAGCACUGUAAUCUCCCUGGGUGUGGUUUGCAAUUUGCAAUUUUUCUGAUGCAGUUAAUAAGAAAACACAUAACACACUUGACCAAGUUUGUGGCCUUGGUACUUCUAACUUUGAUUUUAUUAACGCAUCAGUUAUCUGAAGUUGUCAGGUUGUGUGCAAGUCUUUUUUCCCCCACCCGUCAUAGAUGAUACACUAGCCAGCCUCUGUCUCCCGCACUCACAGCCAGUCUGCACUGUACAGUGUAUUCCUAAAGGUACGGGGAUUGUGUCUGACAUUUCUCGAUUGGGAAUGUCAUGCUGGGUAUUUUUAUCUUAAUCUUUUUAUUAGCCACACAUCCUGGUUUUAGGACCUCCCGGUCUCAUUCAGUUUGGAUGAUAAAGGGUUUAGUAAUUGAAAAACCAGAGUGCUCUGUUUUUCAGCUUCUCAUCUGUCAUGCUCGUCGGUUUUUAAGAAUUUUUCGAAGGGGAAGGAGGUUAGCCGGGUCACAUUUGUUUUGACCAGCACUGGAAUUUGAAGGGGCACCUGGAUGGCUAAGCAAUUUAGAAAGAAACUAAAAAGGCACUUCUUGCAGAAUCUCAAUUUCUUUGGGGAUCACCCAUACAAUAGCCCACUAAAGAGUCUAAAAUCUGACCAUAUCACAAGGUCAUGUGACUUAUGGUGGAUAUACAUGUACUCUACAUAACUGGAUUCAGUUAAGCCACGACGUCAUGAUGCCUGGUAAUACAGUAUGUCAAGUUGCCCAGUUUCAGUUGUUCUUUUUAUCAGACUUAUAUACAUUAGUAGUAGUAGUAGUAUACAAACUAUAAAGCCCAUACUGUUCCCAAUAUAUGAGAGCUUUAGGACCCUGGGGAAGCCGUCCUAAAUAAUUCAAGCCUCCAGCCUUGAAACUAAGAGGGGAAGCGAGGUACAGCUCCUGAAACACAUACCCAGUAGUACCGUUGCACUGAAGUAAAGAGCUCUCCGACAACAGCUCUUUAAAUGAUUUUAUAACUCUGCAAAGUAAACACAGCUAGCAUCAUUUUCAACUAUUCAAGAGCAAUCAAACUAACAAAAACAAUAAUAACAAAUAUUUCUGGAGAAGCGUUUACUGUACAGGUAGUGAUGGGAGCGUUUCAUUCUAGACACGUUGAAAAUUACAUACACGACCUCGCCGAGAAGACAGGCUUCUCAGUGGAGCAAGUCGAGAUCCUGCACAGAAGAUUUAAACAGCUGAGCAGAGACGAGGACACUCUCCAACCAGAGCACCUUUACAGCAUACCUGAUCUGGAGUUCAACCCCAUCCGAACCCAAAUCGUCGCUGCUUUCUUUGACAAAAGGAACUUCGAUAAGUAUUCCCCGCAGGGCACUGUGCAGGAGAUCGGCUUCGAGCAGUUCCUGACCGUCAUGUCACACUUCAGACCGCUGAAGCUCCGCAUGACUGAGGAACAGAGGGAGCAACUGAGACUGGAGAAACUGCAGUUCCUCUUUAACAUGUACGACUUGGACAACGACGGGAAGAUCAGCCUGGAAGAAUACAGACAGGUUGUUUAUGAGCUCUUGUCAAAAAACCCCAAAAUAGGAAAUGAAUCGGCCUCCAUUGCAGAUGCUGCUAUGUUAGAAGCUGCAAGAACAUGCAUGGGACAAAUGGAGCCAGACCAAGUCUAUGAAGGAAUCACCUUUCAGGACUUUCUAAAGAUGUGGACUGGCAUCGACAUUGAGACCAAGAUGCACGUUCGCUUUUUAAAAAUCGACAACACCACUCUGUGCAAAUGAGGAACAUGAUGAACCUUCAGGUUUCAAAUUGGAACUGCAUUGUAGGGACAUGACUGUGUCUGUCUGCUUUGUUCUUGGUGACUAUGGGGUGAUGGUGUUCAUCAAGGGUGUAGCAGGAUUGUUUCCUUAGGUUCUUAAUGUAACGGGUCAUUGCUGUUGAGUUAUAUGUUUGCCUGUCAAACUAAAUGGGGGCACUGUCUCUCUCAGGGAACCGCAGGCUUUGAUAAGCUUUCUACUAACAAUUAGCACACUGCCACGCAAAACUCUCCUUCCUUCGUGAAAAAUCUGUCUGCAUCAACAAGUUAUUUUUGUCUGGAGCGAAUCCAAGAAACGCUUUUGAGAGUUGCGGCAUGGAAUUCCUUGCAAGGUUGGGAAAGGGCACACAAAGCACUUCAAAAGAAAGGUUCUGGGAAGAAGUGAACCAUGUAUGAGAGUAGAAAUAGCUGAGCGUUUUCCCACCCCUCCACUCCAAUAGUACCUUGUUCCCACGCUACUCCUGCACCAGAGCUGUGUCGAAAUCAUUACUGGGUGGCCUCUUGAACAUGGAUUAACCAUGUAGCUCCCCGAGUAUGACAACAGUUUAAAAUCCGAUGCUAUGAACUAGAUGCAAUGUAAUUGAAAAUGUCAACAGGACAAGAUAACCUGCAUGCUACACAGAGCCUGUUCUGAUUUAUCACUACUACUGUGCAUUUCCAGGGACCCACUGACAAUGGAUGCAGUAAAGUGAAUACAUCUCUUCUUGCAGCAGUCAGUAGGGUUAGUCAUUCCCUAGGCUACACUGACCCCUACUGGCUCAAUACAAGAACAGAAACUGCGACUGGGUAACAUUUUUGCUGUUGGUUUGCACUUUUACCUUGCUUUAAGGAAAUCAGCUUACUUUGCACAGAUCAAACCUUCACAGGACUUUCUGACAAGGUCAAUAGCCUCCACAGUAAUGCAUGUAAUGCGCACUCAUCACUUUAACCAUUUUCUAUAUUAUUUUUAGGUUUUAAUUUACCAGUACACUUUUAUGUAAAUUACUU